UCCAUCUGCCUUGAUGAUAAACACACAGCUCCUCAACAUUAGCCUGAUGCGCAUCAAAGCCUUCACCAUUUUAUUCCUCUUUAUUUUCCAACAAAACAACACUUCUAACACUUUUCCACAGGAGCUGGAGAUCCACAGAGUGAGGACUUAACACAUGGACCAAACCAUCAGGAGUAUUUUGUAACAGUAAUGGAGAUGGGAACAAAAAAGUAGGAAGAAAAUUCUCUUGACACUGGAUUUCUUGGAAGCAAAUCUUUUGGAUGCCUGGUCACUGUCAGAGCGCAUGGGGAGCGCACUCCGUGGGAUUGUUUACGUGUGAGUGACACUAUCCAGCCCGUCACAGCCACACAGUAACCUCAGAGACAGUUGACAGUCCUGGAGGAGGAUGCCUUCCCUGCACCAUGGAGCAAUCUUCAUGGGAGCCUUCCUCAUCGUGACCGGGGGUUCCACAGCCUUCCUGGCCUCGUACCAGAGCCGCCUGCAGGCUUUCUCCCUCUGCUGUGUGGUGCUGGGGGUCUUCCUGCUUAUUCUGGGGCUAUUUUGGGCUAUGAAUAGCAAAAGUGCCGUGAACUACAACCACAGGGAGUACGACUCGGAGUGCCCGCAUUAUCCAUACAACGACUACACCAACUACCCAGCCCUGUUCAGUCCCCCGGGUGGCCGAUUCCCAGAGUCCCAGUCAGUGUUUCUGCCCAGGACGAUGGAACGCCACAGGCAUGGUGCUCGUGGUGAGGAUUUCGACUACCCUCCCAUGGACUCUGGUGGUUUCAGUCCAACGCCUCACCCUCCUCCAUGGCUGGGACCCCCGCCUCCCUAUGAGGUUGCCAUCAAGACCACAUGCAGCUCUACACACCUGCGACGUGCAUACUCAGACACACACCUGGCAACAGAGCCGCUGUUUGGACAGUCGAGAGAGAUCAGCUUUGAGGUUUGACUUUGGACGAUGAUGACGCCUCGCCUGUCUGCACAUCAAACCAAAAGAUAAAUAGGCACAAGACUCUGGCUUUAACUCAGAUUGUACAGGAGAUUUCAUUUGACAGCAGCAAACUUUGUCUCUCAUUUGAAGCAUGCUUCCUUCUUGGCUCCAGCAUGCUCUUCCUGUGCUCCCUAGAUACGACCCAAGUGUUAGCACACACUCAAAUAUACGGUGAAAUUAAAGGUACAUCAAGCUAAUUUCAGCAUUAUCGGACCGAAAUGAAGCACCAAGACAUUUCAUAUACUAGUUCUGACAAUUUCUAUAUAGCUCCUAUCAUGCCAUCAUGUUACAUUUUCCUUUGAUGCUGUUGCCUAGCACAUGUGAUGACUCAGGUUCUGCCCAAAGGCAACCAAAGACCCACUGAGGACCCCAAAACGAUCACCGAAAUGACUUCAAACCUAUAACUGCACUUCCCUAGAUCCCCAGCAACACAACCACAAAGUCUGAAGUAGAUCUGAUUAACGGUUGUUGGGGCCCACAAUGAGCAACCAUGUCACUGUGUCUUGAUGAACAUUAUUCAAGUGCUCGAAUCUCCACUGACAGUUUGUGACAACAUUCUUCCAUCACCUGGAAAUAUUCAUCUGGGUUAAACCUAAACUUGUAUACCACACGGGAUUUCAAGAAGCAGUUUGUUAUUUUUGGAAACCAGGGUUAUUUUCUUUCUUGUCAAUAAUCAAAUAAGAAUAUGUAUAGUAAAUAUAAAGAUGCCAGGAGGCAGUUAGCUUAGCGUAGCAUGGCUUUGUCCAAAGGCGACAUAAUCUACCUACUAGGUAGGUCAUAGCACAAUGUAUCUCAUUGGUUCCAGGUUACAUGCUAGACUAUUUUGUAGCUAAAUUCAGUGAUGUGCAUCUUUUAUGCGAAGUAAAGCUAACACAGGCCAGACACUUCAAAUACACAAAGACACAAAGCAGCAGAGGUGUAGAUUUGAGGUUAUUAUAACUUCAGGUUUAACUCUGGGUUUUCGGUACUACGACGGAUUAAUUUCAUACCAGAGGUCUCCCAGAUAUAGACCAAGAAUAAAAAUGUUAAUAAUAAUAACAAUGUACAGGAGAGUGAAUAAAAAGAGAAAAAAACAAAAACAGUAAAUAAGGUCUGCAUAUGUUGGUGUCCAUCUCUUAAUCUUAGGACUGUGUAACUUUUAACCUUUAAUCUCUGUAAAGAUAAGCUUAGACACCCUUGAGGUGUAAUAAACAUCUUUUUUUUGCUCACAGAACAGUUGAUGGUGACAUAAUUGCUUCCAUAUGCUGCAACAAUUGCUUAAAUACACUUCAGAUUUGUUUCCUAAUGCACCUACUCUGGCUGGCAUAGAGGUACAGUACCAUUAACACUUUUGUCUGACAGCAAGAGGGCUGGAGGGUGAAGAUAUUCAGGGAGAAAUAGAGUUUUUGGUUGGCUUAUUUCCAUUCUGUGCAAUAGCAAUUCAAACAGUGCUGACGCGAACAGAACUUAAUACAUGUCCACACAUACAUGUCCUGUUACUUCUUCCAUUACACUGAGGAGCAGAGGCAUCAGAAUUUUUAGCCUUUUAAUUGGUCAACAUGGCUUUAGGGUGAGGAAUAUUUCUCCAUUUGUUGGUCUGGAAUGUGAUUCCAUUGUGUGAUUUCCUUUUCAAGUGGAUGGAGUGUUUUUGGGAUCAGGGAGGAUAAAAAACAUUUCAGAAAACACAAUAACAUGUACGUGUGGACUUGGGGUGUAUACUUGGCGCUUGAUAAAAAGGCAGAAAUUAAGAUCAUGCUAACCUGCUGUACUCAAGUUCGUUUAAGGACACCAGUUGCCAUGGUAACAGAAAGACUCAGGAAAUCCAGGAUUUCCUAUAAUUUGAGUUCAACAGAUAAGGAUAAUUCUCCUCUCUGGGAUUCAAACCAUGCAGCCGUUCUCUGAAAAUGGCAGGCUUGAGAUCGUGAACAAAUGUUUCCCUCAUCUUUCAGUUUGUGUCCCACACAUGUACUCAUCAGCUUGUUGAAAGCAAGGGAACGAUGACUCAUCUGACCAUGUGAGUUUUUCCACUGCAGCUCUCUAGCAACACCGCCUGUGCUUUAAGUGUCACAACUGUAACCAUAAAAUCGCUGUAUUUUAAAGGAUCGGAUUGCUGUUUUUGCAUUUCCAGAUUUUUUUUGUGUGUUUUAUCCUUCCUUCGAGCCCCUGUUCCUAAAGCAUCUAUUUGGCUAUAUGGGAAUCAAUUUGCAGACCCCUUAAAGUUGUUUCUCUUUCAGUGUGAGACUUUCAGGUGCUGCCUGGAAUCUACAACUUUCAAGAUGUGAGGGCUGGUUGACCUAAAUGCACUCAAUUUUUAUAAGUCAAAUACGGAAAUUCAAACAAGAAAGUAGUGAAAAGUAAGCCAGCAGGAGAUAAUAUUGAAGAACUCAGAUUCACAAGAAUAAAAAACAUUAUUUGCCAUAUAGACCCAUUUACUGUAGGUAAAUAAAGAGGGCUGCGUGCGCACCCUGGCAACGGAAGUAUGGCGGCUAGCAGUGGCUUGUCAAGCCAUGCGGGUGCAUUAUCAGUAAAAGAUCGCGAAAAAUACUUUAAAAAGAUCACUUUAACAAAUGGCAAGAGGCUCCCAGAUCCCUGUACACUUACCGAACGGGACUAUGACGUUAGUAAGUGGCCCAAUAUUCAGUGACCUGAUAUUUAUUUGUAUUUAGUUGAAAAACCUAGAGUGUGCACUAGAGAGAAGCUGCGAGCAUACACAUCUAUGGAGGCCUAUGAUUACGCAAUUCGUGGACAGGUACAGGUGAGAUACAAGGAUACUGACAAAGAGUUUUGUGUUUUGAUGUCUGAAAUCCUACCCAGCCAAAGGCAAGGGCAGAAGACUACGAUGUAUGAGGCAUGGGUGAUCAUCAACAAAGUGGAGAACUACAUACACACAGCAAACUGUACCUUUAUGGCGGCGACUCCAGCCGCUUUAUUAUUUAUGUCCCCCUGUCACAACAGUCAACAGGGCUUUUAUUAGUGGCUCUAAUCAUGUGGGAACCGACAGCUCGUCAGUAUAUUUUGCACUGAUUUCACUUUAUUUGCCACAACAGAGCACACGCGUGCAUUGUUGACGGUAUCCUCCGUCCAAUCCGCUGGCUUGAUAGUCUGGAGCCACAGCCGCCUUCGGUUGCUCUGAAACGGCUGAGAGCCCAUUGGCAUGCGGUAGAACUUAUGUCCCUCUUGAGCAUUUCGGUUUGUACAACCAAAAACACAACAGCCUGACAUUAUGAUGCCGACAGUUCAGUGUUAGCUUUUAGUUUUGCUACUCCGUGUGGUACGAACAAUGCCAGGUAAAUGAUAUGAAGCGGUACUUCCGUUGCCUUGAUGCGCACGCAGCUUGUUGAUGACGUAGGCUCUGAUGGGGUCUAUUGAUCUAUUUUUGUCAAUCACAGAUGAUUAAAUCAAUGAAGCCAACAUUGUAAACAUUAUUAUGGUUUAUAUAAGCAUGUCUGUCUCUGCAAGUUGAUUUUCAAUCAGUAAUGAAACAAAAGCACUGACUCAGUAGUCUCACAGUUCCAAAAUAUUUGCAUAUGAAGUCUGUCAGAAACGGAUUGAUGGCCAGUGACAGUGUUGUCAGCUCUUACACUCAUAUAAAUUUGUUAAACUGAACAGUUUUGAGAGGAGAAAGAUGCUGCAUUAUAGUCUUGUGAUCUCUAACAGCACAAACACAACUGAUUUCAGCCAAUAUAAUCACAGACAACCAUGUGGCUUCGAAUUCUGUCUCUUAUGCCUUUGAAUGUGCAUGUAUCUUUCAGUGGUAUGCUUUAUUCUCUGAAAAGCCGUUCUCGCAACACACUCUCACAGUGAUUGCUGUGAGAGUGUAUAUUCAACUUUAUUUAAUAAAACAGUGAUGAAGGACGUGG
This is a messenger RNA of Acanthochromis polyacanthus (spiny chromis), 4815 nucleotides long. RefSeq lists its product as uncharacterized. Bases 386 to 934 code for a protein of 182 amino acids. NCBI's taxonomy places the organism in Eukaryota, Metazoa, Chordata, Actinopteri, Pomacentridae. The record is from RefSeq and is a predicted model, not a curated record. The transcript is spliced from 2 exons.